Messenger RNA from Gaeumannomyces tritici R3-111a-1, 384 nucleotides. RefSeq lists its product as hypothetical. The record is from RefSeq and is a predicted model, not a curated record. The transcript has 3 exons. Bases 1 to 384 code for a protein of 127 amino acids. Lineage: Eukaryota; Fungi; Ascomycota; Sordariomycetes; Magnaporthales; Magnaporthaceae.
AUGGAGGAAGCGGUGUCCAAGGUUUCGAGAGCCACGAACCCUGCCAAGAACCACCAGCCCGGCCAAAACAGCAGCAGAAAUACAGCGUUUCCGGCCGGACUUAGUAUGGCCCGGAGGGCUCCGAUGGCUACUUUGAGCGAGAACCUCGACAGUGAAGCCAGCGUGACGAGUAGAGAUGCUGUGGCCAUGCUGGUCGCGGCCAAAGCUUCCCACCAGAUUGACAGGCUCAGCAAAAUGAGAACGAUCUUUAUCCUCUCCAGUGCCCUGGUCGUUGGGCACCGAGUCGUGAGGGCGGCCGGGAGCGUGAUCGCCAGUCUCCAAACAGCCUUCUCCGAAACCGGGCCGGAUAUGAUGGACAUGGCUGGAAUCGUGACGUCGACGUGA